AACCAGUACAUAGUUAACACUACAGUCCAUUCAGUACCUUUUUAUCUAGUGUACAAGUAAUAUAUGAACAAUCAGAUUUUUCCAGAGCAAUAUGGAUAUAGCAAAGGAAUUAGUAUUAAAUUUAAAACAAACUAAUAUAUCACAUGCAGGGUAUGGUUUACAAAAAGAAUGUGAAUCUCUUAUUGGUCAUAUUUUGCAAAACAUGGUAAAGUCUCAAUUUCCAGAAUUAAUUCCUGAAGUAAAAAAUGAGGAAGACUCUAUCCACUAUAGAGAAGAAGGAAACCAACAUUUUGUAAUGGGUGAUGAUAAUGAAGCUAUAAAAUAUUAUACAAUGAGUUUAGCAUAUGCAAAUGAUAAUAAACUUAUGUCAUAUGCUUAUGCCAAUCGGUCUGCUGCUUUAUAUAGAAAACAAAUGUUCAAAGAAUGUUUGAUAGAUAUUGAUGCUGCUUUAAGUCUUGGAUAUCCAGAAGAAAAAAGAAAAAAUCUGGAAGAAAGGGCAGCCAAGGCUAUCGAAGAAAUUAAGAAAAGAUUACAACUUACAAAGGACGAUCAUAUUGAUAUAGAAACACUUAAGAAUAUGUGUUUAUCAGAAAAGAUAAAUGAGGAACCUGGAGGUGUAAGAUAUAGAAAUGGAAAUGUUAAACUUUCAGAAGAUUUGAAUAAAAAUUUUAGCAUCAAUGAAAAGAAAGAUUUAAUCAAUGAUUCUAAUGGAAUAUCCAAAGAUAAUGAUAAGGAAAAACAGUUAAGAUACUUAGCUGAUGAAGGUCCUUUAAAGUUAACUUAUGGUCCAAGUAAAGAGGCUCCUGCUGCUAGUGACGGUAUCAGCAUUUCUUUUUCUGAAAAAUAUGGGCGUCACUUAGUAGCUACAAAGGAAUUUAAACCAGGAGAUGUAAUUACUAUUGAAAAUCCAUAUGCUUAUGUUAUUUAUACACAAAGAUAUUAUACACACUGUCAUCACUGUUUAUCAAGAAGCUAUAAUUUAAUUCCUUGCUUACACUGUCCUGUGGCUCAAUACUGUUCAGAAAAGUGUAGAAAAUCAGCUUGGGAAAUGGCUCAUCAAAUAGAAUGUCCAAUUAUGGCAUUAGUAGGAAACUUACUUAAUGUUGAUAAAGAUAAGAUACGAAUGCUUACCAAAAUUAUUAGAUUCCUUAUUGUAGUAACAUCAAAGGGCAAGAAAUUUGAUGAACUGCGAGUGGAUAUGGAACUAGCUGAAUCUAAUCCAGAUAACAGAUCUGCAGGAUUUACAGAUGAAGGCAUAUUGGACAGUACCAGCGCACGAUCUGCUUUGAGUCUCGCUACCAAUAUGACAACGCGACCACUUAUUGGAAUCAGUGCUUUUGCUUGUAUAUCAGCUCUUGCAGCUAUCCUCUUAGCCACUCAGACUAAUUUCUUCUGCAAUAAAUAUGAAGUGGACCAAUUAAAAGAUAUUAGCAAUUAUCCAAAGAUCAUAUUCUCUGGAAGCCUUAUGUUUCGCGCCUGUGUUAUAAUGUCUUCAAAUUGUUUUUCAGUGCAACAAGAACCAGGAAUUAAAACAGGUUCAGGAUUAUAUGUAACACAUAGUUUGUACAACCAUUCUUGCGCACCAAAUACAUUUCGUCAUUUUGAAGAGCUAACAAUGAUUACUCGCGCUUUAAGACCAAUAUAUCCUGGAGAUCAAAUAUUCACAAAUUAUGGUGCUGCAUAUGCAUAUAUGACAAAAUCUGAAAGAAGAGAAAAAAUAAUACAAGACUAUUUCUUUGAAUGCGAUUGUAUCGCGUGUGCAUUUAAUUGGCCAACGUACGAUGAAAUUUUGCAAAAACACAUUGGUUCUAUUAAAAAAAAUAAAGAGCUUGUAGAAAGAUUAAAACCUUAUAAGCAAAGAUUGGUAAAAAAUAUGUAUGAUAUUGAUGCAGUAAAGUCAGUCCUUGAUAUAUUAUAUAAGAAGGUAUCCCAGCCGUGUGAAGAAAUCGUACAUGCGGAACAAUACCUGAAGAGUUAUUACUUAGGUAAAUUUAAGUAAAUAGAGAGUGAACUUGCUUAUACUGGUUUAUAUUUGUAGCUUCACUUACUUGUGAGUUCUUAACACUAUGCUUUAUAUCCUGUAAACCACCUUUAUUUAAAUACUUCACUUUGUACACUCAUUUCUUGCUUAUAAAUCUAAUAAGGCUGCUUGUAAAUCCAUGGCUUAAGCUGGUUUAUAAUAAUUAUAUAUUAAUUGCUUGGGGCUGCAAGGGUAUGUAAAAAUGUAAUGUAUUAGACACUUAAAACUGGAACUCAAUUUCAUAAAUAUAUUUUCUUGUUUUUAGACCCAUAAAAGAGGCAUCAACAUCAUACUACAUUAUUAAUGAAAGACAUGAAAUAUUCCUAAAAACAUUUUAUUGAAGUUAUACAUGAUAUUUACCUAGUUCCUAAGAAAAUGUGCUUCUUAUACACAAUACAUUUGUAUAAAUAUUCAAACUAAUAGAAAUGUGUGUAAUAACAUAAAUAUGGAGGAAAAAAUAUAACAGAGAUAAUGAAAUUGA
Molecule: messenger RNA, 2501 nt
Organism: Bombus pascuorum
Lineage: Eukaryota; Metazoa; Arthropoda; Insecta; Hymenoptera; Apidae
Product: SET and MYND domain-containing protein 4-like
Exons: 6
Coding region: 92-1999 (635 amino acids)
Molecular function (GO): protein binding
Source: RefSeq, a predicted model, not a curated record